CCCUUGCAGCUGGGUGGCCAACGCCUUCGCCCAGGGCUAGCUGGAGCGGAGCAGGUUCCCAGAGUCCAGGUACUGGGCACCUUCCCAGCUGGGAGACGGUGCCCUCCCACCCCAGCUAAUUUCCCUGCAGGCCUUGGCCUUAACAGGUGUCGGUGCCUGCUGUGGGCGCAUUCUGACCUGGGCCCUAUCCCUGGCGACUGUGCCUAUGGUUGGGGACAGAGUGAGGUCGUUUCCUUGACGACGACAGCAUGCAGCCAGUGGUCCUCCUGAGUAAGAGCUUGGGGCGGGCCGAGGCCACUCUGCCUCCCUGCGUGCUUCACCUGGGACCUGUGACUGUGUCCGCGCAAGGAAUCCCGACAGCAGUGAAAUUGCUAGCUUGGUAGUCAGCAUCUUUUAGACCUGCGAGCGAAAUGAAUUUCACCUCAAAUUUGUUUCCAAGUUGAAAACCUUUGGGACUUUCCACGUGAAAGGAUAUUAAAGAAGCACAAGAAAAAAAUCCUCCUGGUUUUGAAUUAAAAUGGAAAAAUAUGAGAACCUAGGAUUGGUUGGAGAAGGGAGCUAUGGAAUGGUGAUGAAGUGUAGGAAUAAAGAUAGUGGAAGAAUUGUAGCCAUCAAGAAGUUCUUAGAAAGUGAUGAUGACAAAAUGGUUAAAAAAAUUGCUAUGCGAGAAAUCAAGUUACUAAAGCAACUGAGGCAUGAAAAUCUGGUGAAUCUGUUGGAGGUGUGUAAGAAAAAAAAACGAUGGUACUUAGUCUUUGAGUUUGUUGACCAUACCAUUCUUGAUGACUUGGAACUCUUUCCAAAUGGACUGGACUACCAACUAGUUCAAAAGUAUUUGUUUCAGAUUAUUAAUGGAAUUGGAUUUUGUCAUAGUCACAAUAUCAUACAUAGAGAUAUCAAGCCAGAGAAUAUAUUAGUCUCCCAGUCUGGUGUUGUUAAGUUAUGUGAUUUUGGAUUUGCGCGGACAUUGGCAGCUCCUGGGGAAGUUUAUACUGAUUAUGUGGCAACCCGAUGGUACAGAGCUCCAGAACUAUUGGUUGGUGAUGUCAAGUAUGGCAAGGCUGUUGAUGUGUGGGCCAUUGGCUGUCUGGUAACUGAAAUGCUCAUGGGGGAACCCCUCUUUCCUGGAGAUUCUGAUAUUGAUCAGCUAUAUCAUAUUAUGAUGUGUUUAGGAAAUCUCAUUCCAAGACAUCAGGAGCUGUUUUAUAAAAAUCCCGCAUUUGCUGGAGUAAGGCUGCCUGAAAUCAAGGAAAUGGAACCUCUUGAAAGACGCUAUCCCAAGCUCUCUAAAGUUGUGAUAGAUUUAGCGAAGAAAUGCUUACAUAUUGAUCCAGACAAAAGGCCCUUCUGUGCUGAGCUCCUGCACCAUGAUUUCUUUUGUGUGGAUGGAUUUGCUGAGAGGUUUUCUCAGGAACUACAGUUAAAAAUACAGAAAGAUGCCAGGAAUAUUUCUUUAUCUAAAAAAUCCCAAACCAGAAAGAAGGAAAAGGAAAAAGAUGACUUCUUGGGUGAGGAGAGAAACACUCUUGUGGUACAGGAUUCCAAUGCUGAUCCCAAAAUUAAGGAUUCUAGAGUAUUUAAAAUAAAAGGGUCAAAAAUUGAUGGAGAAAAAGUUGAAAAAAUCAGUCGAGCUUCAAAUGCCAGCUGUCUCCAUGACAAUGGAACCGGCCACAUCAAAACAGUGCCUUCAACAAGCCUCAGAGAUGGCAGCAGCGGCGGGGUGGACCACAGGCGGAAUCCAGGCACGGGGAUUCCCCCACUCACACACAAUCUUUCUGCAGUGGCUCCCGGUCUUAGUUCUGGAAUAGGGACUAUCUCAGGAGUUCAGAGUUACAGAGUGGAUGAGAAAACCAAGAAGUAUUGUAUUCCAUUUGUUAAACCAAAUAAACAUUCUUCAUCAGGCAUUUAUACUAUUAAUGUGACCACAUCAGUCACUAGUGAAAAGAGCCUCCUUCAGGCAAAUAAGAAAAGAAGAGAAUACUCAAAGACAGAUGUCCAUUUGCCUGAAUUAAACUAUAAUCAUCUCCCUGAACUAAGAGCCUUGGAAGGCAUAGCUCGAAAUUCCAGGCUAAUAAAGAAAGAGAACAAAAAUCUUUCAGAAUCUCGAAUCCCUUCUCUGGCUGCUAUUGACUCGCAUGUCCCUGGUGGAGCAUUGCAUCAGUUUCCAUGGGUCAGAAGCCGGGCCAAAGCUGCUUCUCUCCUUAAGAGUCUCACAGGCCGAAAUCAAGAUGUCAGCAGGGCUGCAUUUCUUUCUGGAGGCUCUAGGGGAGAAUCCGUUUCCAGGCUCAUUCAGGUGCCAGGAUCUCCCCUAUCAGAGGACUCGGAGACUGAUUUACCUCGGAUGGAACACCAGCAUUGAAUGUCAGUUUGGUUCUGAACUGGGUGCUGCUCCAGCCCUCGAGAUGACAUCCUCUUGGAACAAAAGUGCUGAUUGAUAUCCUAGGAGAUCUAUGUAGUUUUGAUUAUUUACUUCUGAACUGCCUGCAUUUUCUGAGAAAAGUCUUGCAGAAGGAAAGACAAAGACUUCCAGGUGUUUAAACGGAAGAUGGAACAAGUGUCCCCCCUUCCCCAGCUGUUAUCCCAUCACCUUUCUAGUCCACUGAUGCUAUUUCAAGAUCUAUCCAAUGAAAGAAUAGUGAUAUGGUUCUUGUUACAUGAGUAUAUAUUUGCUAUUAGUAGGGUGUGUAUUUAAAGUUAUCCAAGAUUGAAAGUAAGUAAAAAAGAGAGAGACAUUAUAGAAAGUUCAUGUUACGUAUGCAUUGAACUUUGUGUUAUCUGCAUUAAUGUGUACAUUUAUUUAUUAGUGUGUUUGGUGGAUGUGGGUGCUAAAAACUAGGAUCAGUUGAAGAAAACGGAAAAACUUGGAUCAAAGAAAAUGAUUCCUUUACCCUAACUUAACUAUGAAAACACAUUUAAGAAUCUUGCUUGUUUCUAGGUUCUUUAGGGAUAGAUGUAUUUCUUUGGUUUCUGUGAUUAUAGUUGAUGUUUGAUCAGUGUAUCAUGGAAAUCUGCCUCUCUGCUGAUCUUCUAAGAAACACACUAAGUCCAGGUUUUGCAAAGAAACCUUUUAUAUCUAAUGGUUUGGGAAGGCUGGUACUGGAGAGUCCUCCACACUACGAUUCUGGUGCUAAUAUUCCCGUGUGCAGGAAUGUGAUUAGGACAAGAGUGGGAAAGGAGAAUUUUGUAGGUGUUGAAACUUCUUAUUGACAAAAGAGGCGUAUAUACAAAAUCAGGGGAUGGGAAGCAGGGCUACUCUUCUCUGGGCCAUGUGCUACUGAACCCCCCCGCUGAAGAGGCUUUGGGCAGGGAAUGUCCAUUGCUCUGGACUUCCCUCCUAUCCACUGAUGGUUUGAAGGUGAUAUUAGACAGAAUAUCUAUCUAAAAUCCCAGAGAAAUUUCUGUCUCCUUGUUUCAUCAAACAGUUAGGCCUUCCCAAAAACUUAACCAAGGUGCAAAAUAAUAACCUACAGUACACACAUCUUUUCUAAUGCACUGGUCCACAACUUUUAGGUGGGAGAGUUAAACCAAUUUGGCUCCACGUUUUUGGUUUCUGGGUUUACAGUCAUGAUCUGCAUUUAUCACUUUAGAAAAUGGUUAAGGGGACUAGAAUUUGUGUAGGUUUUUUGCCUUGUCCAAUUAACAGUGUGGUUUUUUUCUCAAAAGACGUUUAUUAGAACUUAAGCCAAUAACUUAACUAGCACUUAUCUCUAUUACUUACCCUGUGGAGCUUAAUAUUGAAAUUUUAACAAUAGUUACUUGAGCCUCAAACGAGUAGGAUUCAGGAGGCAAAACAAGGGGCUGCCAUAUAGAAGUCUAUAGGUGGUUCAAUUAAAACCUGAUCUUGAUUUUCAAGCUCUGUCUUAAACCUCUGACCAGGUGUUUGACUAGACCAGGUAGGUAUGGCUAACAUGCUGAACAAAAUUACUCUACAGGUAUUAAUGGGCCUCACAUUAAAGUAUUAUUAUUUUUACUUUGAAAAAUGUUGUCAACAGCCACAACAGCAUAAAAAGCAGACAAUACUUAAAAGCCAAGUGGCUGUCCAGCCUAUUUCAAUGUUAGUUUUAUUUAAAGAUUGGUGUGAAACUAUCAUCUCAAUGUCUGAAGGUCUAGCAUCAGUUAAUUUUUCAUUCUAUAUUUGCCUUUGUUAUCUUUUAUCUAUUAAAACAUUUUGUGCAGAUUACAAUUAAGGAAAUAAAUCAUAUUUACUCUAAGUCCAAGUAACCUGAGGCUCAUAUAUGGUUAGAACCUUGGUAGAACUACUUGAAAAAGAAGAUUUUGCAAAUUGGGGCUAUAGACACUGAACUAAAAUAAUCCUGUUUUUCAGUUUAAGGUUAUUUUGUCUUUCCUUAUAAGGAUAUGGUUAAGUCACAUACGAAUAGGAAAUAUGUGUAUGUACUGGUGGGAAAAUGAGCUUGCUGUGUGUAUAUAUAUUUUACAGUUAAUAAAUAUUAUAUGUU
Molossus molossus (Pallas's mastiff bat) is the source of this 4457-nucleotide messenger RNA. It is a transcript of the gene CDKL2, whose product is annotated as cyclin dependent kinase like 2. The record is from RefSeq and is a predicted model, not a curated record. The coding region runs from base 518 to 2359 and encodes 613 amino acids. Gene Ontology annotation, cellular component: nucleus. The transcript is spliced from 15 exons. Gene Ontology annotation, biological process: protein phosphorylation. Gene Ontology annotation, molecular function: ATP binding; cyclin-dependent protein serine/threonine kinase activity. NCBI's taxonomy places the organism in Eukaryota, Metazoa, Chordata, Mammalia, Chiroptera, Molossidae.